Molecule: messenger RNA, 1734 nt
Organism: Geosmithia morbida
Lineage: Eukaryota; Fungi; Ascomycota; Sordariomycetes; Hypocreales; Bionectriaceae
Product: pyruvate decarboxylase
Exons: 1
Coding region: 1-1734 (577 amino acids)
Molecular function (GO): magnesium ion binding; thiamine pyrophosphate binding; carboxy-lyase activity
Source: RefSeq, a predicted model, not a curated record
AUGGCAGACUCAGUCAAGGUAGCAGAGUACCUCUUCCGACGUCUAAGCCAGCUCGGCGUCGGCUCCGUCCACGGCGUCCCCGGUGAUUUUAACCUCACACUGCUGGACCAUGUGAAGCCCGCAGGAUUGGUGUGGGUGGGCAGCACGAACGAGCUGAACGCGGGCUACGCGGCUGACGGCUACGCCCGCAUCAAGGGCAUCGGUGCCAUCGUCACCACCUUUGGCGUGGGCGAGCUGUCGGCCGUCAACGCGAUAGCGGGUGCGUACGCCGAGCGCGCUCCCGUGGUGCAUAUCGUGGGCACGCCCGCGCGACCGGCGCAGGAGGCCCGGACCCUCGUCCACCACACCUUUGCCGACGGCGAGUUCGGCCGCUUCGCCGAGAUGCACCGCCAUGUCACCGUCGCGCAGGCCAGGCUGCUCGACAGCCGGUCCAUCCCCGAGCAGAUCGACUGGGUGCUGCGGCAGUGCCUCCUCCACAGCAGGCCAGUGUACAUCGAGGUGCCCGUCGACGUGGUCGAUGCCCCCGUGUCGGCCGAGAGGCUCGCGUCGCCGGCGGCGACCCUGUCGGCCCCGGACCACCACGCCGCCGCCCAGACCAGCGCGGCCGCUUCGGCCGUGCUGGAGAGGGUGUACGCUGCCAAGAAGCCGGCCAUCUUCGUCGACGGCGAGGUCAGGCCCAUGGGCGUGACGGACCAGGUGCAGCAGCUCGUCAAGGCGACUGGCUGGCCGACGUGGGUCACGGGCUACUCCAAGUCGCUCAUCGACGAGACCCUGCCCAACUUCCACGGCGUGAACCAUGGGAGCUUCGAGGACCACAAGUCACGCGAAUUUAUCCGGCAGGCCGAUCUGAUCCUCUGCUUCGGCCCGCACUUCUCCGCCACAAACACAUAUCUGUUCACCAGCAUCCCCAGACCGGAAGUCGCCAUCCUCUUCACCGACACGGAGGUCAAGAUGCCCGACGGCACCACGCGCAACUGCUCUGCCAAGCCGCUCAUCUCCCAGCUCGUGCGCGACCUGGAUGCGUCCAGGAUGCACAGGUACGGCGACGAGUACCCGGACCUGCACCGUGACAGCCUGCUCUCCUUCUCUGACGUGCCUCGCGACGGGGCCAUCGACCAGGAGCACGUGUGGCGCCUGCUGGGCAACUUCCUCCGGCCGGGGGACAUCCUCAUGGCCGAGACGGGCACGGCCGCCUACGGGGCUCGAAGAGUCCCGCUCCCCAAGCACGCCCGCUACUUUGGGCCGGUGACCUGGCUCUCGAUCGGGUACAUGCUCCCCGCGGCCCAGGGCGCCGCGCUCGCCCAGAAGGAGCUGGUCAGCAAGGGGGAAUACCACGGCAUCAAGGAGCUUCCUCGGACGGUGCUGCUCAUGGGCGACGGCAGCUUCCAGAUGACUGCGCAGGAGCUGUCGACCAUGAUCCGGCACAACUUGAAUGUGGUGGUCUUCCUCAUCAACAAUGCCGGGUACACCAUCGAGCGUUGUAUCCACGGCUUGACCGAGGAGUACAACGACAUCGCUCCCUGGCGGUACCUGGAGGGACCCAAGUUCUUUGGCGCUCCGGAGAACACGUUCACGAGAUCUGUCAAGUCUUGGGGCGAGCUGGAAGACGUCCUCGGCAACGAGACCGUUCAGGAUGGCGAGAACCUGCGAAUGAUAGAGGUGUUGAUGGAUAGGGAGGAUGCGCCGUACGGCCCGCUGUCGCAGUACUUGGACAGGCAGCGACAGCGUAAGUGA